This is a messenger RNA of Panicum hallii, 1517 nucleotides long. RefSeq names its product WAT1-related protein At1g09380. NCBI's taxonomy places the organism in Eukaryota, Viridiplantae, Streptophyta, Magnoliopsida, Poales, Poaceae. The coding region runs from base 1 to 1164 and encodes 387 amino acids. The transcript is spliced from 5 exons. The record is from RefSeq and is a predicted model, not a curated record. Gene Ontology annotation, molecular function: transmembrane transporter activity. Gene Ontology annotation, cellular component: plasma membrane.
AUGGGGAAGGACUGCGUGCCCCCCGUCGCCAUGGUGCUCGUGCAGCUGGGCUUCGCCGGCAUGAAUGUGGUGUCCAAGCUGGCGCUGGACGCCGGCAUGAGCCCCUACGUGCUCAUCGCCUACCGCAACCUCAUCGCCGCCGCCUUCAUCGCCCCCGUCGCCUACCUGCUCGAGAGGAGAAGCGGGGCGACCGUCACCAAGAAAGUGCUCCUCCAGAUCUUCGUCUCCUCCAUCUUCGGGGCGACGCUGAACCAGGUGCUCUACUUCGUGGGGCUCAAGUCCACCACCCCGACCGUGGCGUGCGCGCUCACCAACACGCUGCCGGCGCUCACCUUCGUCAUGGCGGCCGCGCUCAAGAUGGAGACGGUGCGGCCCGGCACGCCGGCGGGGCAGGCCAAGCUGGUCGGCACGGCGGUUUGCGUGGGCGGCUCCAUGAUCAUACCCUUCUACAAGGGCCCCGUGCUCCGGCUCUGGGCGUCCCCGAUCCACUGGAGCUUCGCCGAGCACACGUCCUCCGCGUCCGCGCCCGCGGCAGCGGCGGGCGGCCACUCCGGGGCCGUCGCCGGCGACGUCCUCAUCAUCGGCAGCUGCGUCGCAUGGGCCGUCUGGUUCAUCCUGCAGUCCAGGAUGGCGGAGGGCUUCUCGGCGCCCUACACCAGCACGGCCAUCAUGUGCGUCAUGGCGGGCGCGCAGUGCGCCGGCGUCAGCGCCGCCAUGGACCGGAGCCUCGCCGUCUGGAAGCUCGGGUUCGACAUCAGGCUCUACUCCGUGCUCUACAUCGGGAUCGUGGGGUCCGGGAUCGGGUUCGCGGUCAUGUCGUGGUGCAUCCAGGUGCGCGGGCCGCUGUACGUGUCCAUGUUCAGCCCGCUGCUGCUCGUCGUCGUCGCCAUCGUCGGCUGGGCCAUCCUCGGCGAGAAGAUCCACGUCGGAAGUGCGAUCGGGUCCGCGCUCAUCGUUGCCGGGCUGUACAUGGUGCUCUGGGGCAAGGGGAGGGAGAUGGACAAGCCGGGCCUCGACAACGACAAGGGCGACGAGGAGGCCGCCGUUGGGCUGGCCUUCAACGGGAAGGCCGCGGUUGCAAGCAACCGGGUCGAGGCCGUCAGCCUGCCUGUGUUCUCCGCGACCAACCCCAAGCAGGAGGCGCCCCGGAACGGCAGCAACUGACCGGCGCGCGCGACGGGCGACGGCGACGCUCAAGCUGACGUCGCCCCACCUGGGCUCGGCCAACGGCGUGUCAGUUGGACGCGUCAGAGAUCUCGGAGGAGGGGCGUGGGGAAAAUAAGGCGAAGUAGUUUAGUGGAAGAACCGGGAGACGCCGGCGGCGAUGAUCGGAGGACAUAUAGCAUACAUGUAUACGGCUGCAGUUUCGGCAGCCUGAUCAGACUGUCAGAAAACGGAAUAGGAGACCGCACUUGUGGGAGGAUUGCUAGCUUGGGUCUCGUGGUGCUAGUGCUCAUGGGCUUGUGCUACUUGGGUGAUCUCUGAUCUGAUUUUGUUGCUCUUGCUCCAUUCGAAGU